UAUGCAUAGUCCAACACCAUACCUGUGCAUUUAAAAAAUCAAAACAGUACUCUGUAUUUGUAUGGGUUCAUAUGUAGUAAAAGUAUAAAGCCUAGAUUUAAAAGUUACAUACCAAAUUCGUGAUAAUGUUUGCCUUUGGAGAAAAGGGUGGAGAAUGGUUUUGGGGAGGAGUGCAAAGGGACUUCAAUUUUAUCAGAAAGUUGAAUAGUUCAAUUAAAAAAAGAAACAGACCUGAAGCAGGUAUGGCAAAAUGCUAACAUUUACCAAUUACAUGAGAUAGGUGCAUGGGUGCCUGUAAUACUCUCUCUGCAUUUUAAAAUAGCUUUAGAUUUUUUUCUAAAUAAUAAUAUUUUUAAAAAACAGCUAGUAAAGAAUUCUAUCUGAUAGAAUUUUAAUAUGUGUAGAUAAAGAGUUAAUUCUCUAAAAUUUUGAAGCAAGCAGCUUUAUAAUAAUUAUCUGUUUUAGAAUAGAAUCUCCAUAAAGAUAACAAAGCUGACAAGAUCAUAAAACUACUGAAAUGAAUAAAGCAGAUUCUAUAAGUGUCAACAUGGAUAGUUCUCAAAAUCAUACUGAGGGGAAAAAGUAAGUUGCAAAAUGAUAUGUACACUACUGUACCAUUUAUAAAGAAAAUUUAAAAUAUAUAAGCAUGGACAUAUAUUUACAUAUAAUAUAUAUAGGUAAUUAGGUAAUAAAGAAUAAUAACAAUGCUGGAAGAAUACACACUUUAUGAUACUGAUUACCUAGGCAAGUAAGGAGAGAGAAAGGUGAAUGGAACUGGGGAGGAAAAUAAGGUGACAUUCAACUCUAUCUGGAAUUAUUAAUAAAAAUAAAAAACCUGAAGCAAAUGUGACAAAUAUUUCACAUUUGAUUACCCUAAGAAGUAAUACAUGAAUAUUUGUUAUUCUUGAGAUAUAUGUAUUUUUAAUGUUCAAAAGAAUAAGUACUGAAGAAUUGCAAAUAAACUGCACAUAAUUCAAAAAUAUGUAAGUGAAGCUUGUAUACAUCAAAAACGGUACGCUAUGACUAUUUUUAGAAAUUAUCCUGUUUGCUUUUCUGUGUUUUUAAUUUUUUAAAAUUCAAAAGAAGAAAAAAAUGAAAGCAGUGAAGAAAUGUAAACAUAUACAUACAUAUAUCUGAUUAUAUAAAGAGAAAAACCUCCACAAUCACAAAACGCCAUAUGAGCAAUUCUAUAUAAAUUGCUGCAUUUUCUUAUUUUUAAUUUUUGUCAAGAGAAAAAUAAAAGAUGUUGCCUAAUUGGAAACGUGACUUUCUAUUAUUAAAGUUGUGGGAAUCCAUUUUAAUGUGUUUAUCUCGCUGCUAGUCUAUAAUUUAUAUUACAGCGUGGAAAUUUGUUUGUAUGCCUGUGACAGGUUAAAGCAGUUUAAACAUGCAUUUUUCUUUCGUUGGUUGAAUAGUUAAAUCGUUACUCAAAGGAUUUUAAGUUUCAAUUUCAACCAUGAGGGGAUUCUUUGCUUUUUUUCAAGGUUAAAAAUGUUUCUGGUUCAAAAUGCUAUUAAUUAAUGGCUACGUAGUGGCUCUAUUUAGGGAAUUGGUACGGACCCUGGGUUAGCAGUGGAACUGUUAGAUGAGAAAACUUUUUUGAUGAAGACUCGGGGAUAUUUUAAAUUCGAUCUGACAGCGGUAACAGAAGUGAAAUGUAAUUCCAGCCCGCUUAACUAACAAUCGUAAUUAUGAAUCGAAAGACAUGUCAGGUAUAAGCAUUUUUUUCCCUUAAAAAAAAAGUUUCUCGGACUCCGCCGGACACCCAGCUGGCGGAGGACCAGCGGGCGAAGGGGGAGCGAAGCCGGCAGGCUGCCCAGAAGUUACGAUCGGGGAGUUUUCUCUUUAUUAAAAUUACCUGGCUCACCAGAAGAGGCAAGAACGCGAAGACAAGAUAAUUUCUUAGGCUGUUAAAAAUGACUUAGCCCGGUGGGCCGCGCGUUCCGAGGGGGUGUCCUGCGGCCGGGGCGGGUCCCGCCGCCCCCGCGGGCUCCGGUGCGUCAGGGGCGCGUCAGGCGGGGCGGGCGCCGCGCGGGCGGCGGCGGCGGGUGGCGGGCGGCGCGCACCGGGCCUCCUGCUUCUCGCUCCGAGGCUGCGGGACGGACGCUCCCGAGAACUCUCUCGCCCGCGGCCGGCCGCGCUCGGACGGCGCGCGCCGGCGGCCCGGCGGUGCCAGCAUGUCGGCUGCCGUGGCGUGCCUGGACUACUUCGCCGCCGAGUGCUUGGUGUCCAUGUCCGCGGGUGCCGUGGUUCACCGCCGCCUGCCGGACCCCGAGGGCGCGGGCGGAGCGGCAAGCUCGGAGGUGGGUGCGGCGCCGCCGGAGUCCGCUCUGCCGGGUCCGGGGCCACCGGGGCCCGUGUCGGUCCCCCCGUUCCCCCAGGUCCCCGCCCCCAGCCCCGGCGCGGGCGGCGCCGCGCCCCACCUGCUGGCUGCAAGCGUCUUGGCUGACUUGCGCGGCGGCUCUAGGGGGUGCUUUGGAGAGUACUCGGGGGAAGCUCUGCGCGCCUCGUCCGGUUCCUCCGACCCGACCCCGUGCUCCGGCCCGACCCUGUGCUCCAAGCUGAUCCCGGCCACCAGCUCCGGACCCGAGCACUCCUCCCGCGCGCUCGCGGUCCCUGGCGCGCCAGCCAUCCCGGGAGUGCCUGCCCACCCUGGCGCGGUCUCCGGCGUGGCCCCUGGGGCGGGCCCGGCCCCCGCCACGGGUCCAGGCCCCCGUCGGAGGCCAGUCACACCUGCUGCCAAGCGCCACCGCUGCCCCUUCCCGGGCUGCAACAAAGCUUAUUACAAGUCAUCACAUCUGAAGUCCCACCAGCGCACCCACACGGGUGAGCGCCCUUUCUCCUGCGACUGGCUCGACUGCGACAAGAAGUUCACGCGCUCCGACGAGCUGGCCCGCCACUACAGGACGCACACGGGCGAGAAGCGCUUCUCCUGCCCCCUCUGCCCCAAGCAGUUCUCCCGGAGCGACCACUUGACCAAGCACGCCCGCCGCCACCCAGCCUAUCAUCCCGACAUGAUCGAGUACCGGGGGCGCCGUCGCACUCCCCGCGUCGACUCGCAACCCGCCAACCUGGUGGACAGCUCCGGCUCCGUCCCCGGGCAGGUGCUCAGCUUUACCACCUGCUUGUCUGACAGUCAUUGCUGUUAGUUGUCCCCUCAAGGACGAUCCCCCAGACCAUUGUCCUUGCUUUCUUUCUGCCCAUCCCUCUUUCCCAGAGUGAUUAGACCAAGGCACAGACUGGCUUCUCCGCUCUGAGAGUGGGUCCAGGCAGGCACGUUGGACUCUGGGGAGGGACUGUGGGCCCGAAAAUAGCAGGAAUGCUUACAACACGUAUAGCAUCCAAAAAAGGGGGGUUUGCCUCAAGACAGCCCCAGGAACUGAUAAGAAGGGAUGAACCCCGGUACUCUCCAGAGUCCUGAAGAGUCUCCCUUCCAUGGGAACCAGAGAUGUGAAACUGGAAUUCUCAGGUGCCUGAGGAGCUCUCAGUCUCAAAGGACUCUAGUGUCUUACCCAUCCACCAGGGCGGACCUUGGAGAGGGUGUCAGGGGUGGCAGUCUUGGAAAUGUCCAAGACUGGGAUGGUGAGAGGCCUUUGGAAACAGAAAUGAUUUCUAUUUCUGUAAACAGCAAUGUUUACUAAUGUAUUUUUAGUGUAUUUUAAACAGGGAUCACAGGUUGAUAGGAGAUUGAUAUCCCCCACUCCCCAACUGCCCCAGCUACCUCUGCUAGGAGAGGCCAUGUAAGAGUCCAUGUGGAUGUAUGGCUGGGAGAUGCUUCUUGGUGUCUGGGGGGUGGUGCGAGCCUGUUUGCAGGUCCUGUUGCAAGGGUUGGAACCCUGCACUUGUGUCGUAGCUUUUCUUCUAAUUUGAAGUGCUACUUGGAGAAGUAACUUCCUGGCUCACUCGCAAUGAUAUUGGUUUAAAAAUUUGGAAACAAUCAUAAAUGCACCAGAAAUAAAAGGGUGAUCCAGGCUAGUUCCCACUUCACCAAGAGGGCAAACCCAAGUGACAGUGGUUGAGAUAGGUCCAAACCAAGACCUUUCAGAACCAUUGUUAACGUUCAGGGAAAUAGGGGUUUUGGGUCCCAGCUGGCCACACUCCCAAGUAACCUCAGGUGUGGUAGAUUCUGUUCAUUUCUUAGUGGCUAGCUAGGGGGUUAUUUCCCUUGGGGUCUGUGCAUUUUUGUUUCUGCAACAGGUGAGUUGGUGGUUUGGGGAGGGGAAGGUGGGAGCGGCUUCUUUCAAACAGCUAGCUGCUCUGGAUUUGGGGAAGGGACAGCAAGGUGAAAGUUACUGUCAAAUAGGAGGACCCUUCUCCCCUGACCUUGGAGCCCCUCCAAGUUACAUCCUCAGGACCCCUCUCCCCCAGUGCAGGAACUGAGCAUCACCAGUAUUUAUUUUUCUCUGUAAGUGUUUCUGCUGCUAUGGAUGAAAUUGUUGGCCACUCUGCUUAUGUAUGUGUGAAUGUGUAUACAUGUGACCCUUUCAUUAGAGAUGGGGCUGAAAGGCAUUUCCUGCUCUGGUAAAGUCCUCUUUAGUCCCCUCCUGAAUAUCUUUUUAUAGUCCACCAAUCACGUUUGUGGAGGAUGCCAGACUCUCAAAGGACCAUAAUAGGCAUCUAGUUAAACAAACCUCUUUCCCCUGUUUUGCAGAUGAAGGUACUGAAGGCUAGGUAAGCUCGAAGUCACAUGCUGAGUUGCUGGCAAAAGCCAUGACUAGAAAUUAGUUAUCUGGCCUUCUGAGUGACUCUUUCCCUCAUGCUUAGUUACCCCAUCUGGGCCCUUAGUCAAAGGGCACCACUCUCCUUUACUACCACCAGGAUCCUCUCCUUCCCUAUUCCCUAUCAUUUCUACGUUCCUUCAUCUGUCCAGUCCCCGCUGAACCCUUUGCCUGUUGUGUUUAACCCCAAAGCCCUUUUCUUAGCAGGUUGGGUCCAUUCCCUCCUUCCACACCAUGUGGACUUAAAGUGGGAAUGCCUCUUUAGCAUCUUGGGAGAGACUUUACCUUUUGAUCUGGUAGAUAAAUUUUCAAUGCCAGUUUCUAGUCCUGGGCACUCUAUCUUCCUUGAGAGAGUAAGUGAUGUGAACACUGGGACUCUAAUAAGUGCCCCUACACUAAGUGAAGGAAGGGUAUUUAGGAAGGACUCAAAGGGUAUGAAGAGGUUCAGUGUUUCCUGAUGAGGACUAAGCAGGGUAGGUGGAGCUUUCCUUGAGUUACUUGUGGGAAUAGGAGGCCCACAAUUGUGAAGGUGGGUUUUGGUGGUGGAAAGAGUCCUCCCUUUGUUCGGUUUGUCUCCUCAGCUGGGACUUGAUAGGAAGGGAACUCUGGGGCCCCCUUGAGGACUGUGAUUUCCCUUUUGUCCCCUUCAGUAGAAGAUCUACCAUUGGGUAGGUGGACCGAUGAAGCUAACAGGAGAGAGACUCCCACUGACCAUUCUGGAAUUGGGCUCGAGAAAGCGUGACUUUUCCAAUCACCCUCUGAUAAAUAACUUUUGAUUUUCAAUCUC
Messenger RNA from Orcinus orca (killer whale), 5505 nucleotides. RefSeq names its product KLF transcription factor 14 (gene KLF14). Gene Ontology annotation, molecular function: DNA-binding transcription factor activity, RNA polymerase II-specific; RNA polymerase II cis-regulatory region sequence-specific DNA binding. The coding region runs from base 2178 to 3149 and encodes 323 amino acids. The transcript has a single exon. The record is from RefSeq and is a predicted model, not a curated record. NCBI's taxonomy places the organism in Eukaryota, Metazoa, Chordata, Mammalia, Artiodactyla, Delphinidae. Gene Ontology annotation, biological process: regulation of transcription by RNA polymerase II.